This is a messenger RNA of Thunnus maccoyii (southern bluefin tuna), 4276 nucleotides long. It is a transcript of the gene rmi1, whose product is annotated as RMI1, RecQ mediated genome instability 1, homolog (S. cerevisiae). Gene Ontology annotation, cellular component: RecQ family helicase-topoisomerase III complex; nuclear body. The transcript is spliced from 9 exons. The record is from RefSeq and is a predicted model, not a curated record. Gene Ontology annotation, biological process: double-strand break repair via homologous recombination; resolution of meiotic recombination intermediates. Lineage: Eukaryota; Metazoa; Chordata; Actinopteri; Scombriformes; Scombridae. Gene Ontology annotation, molecular function: nucleotide binding. The coding region runs from base 835 to 3012 and encodes 725 amino acids.
CGGUUGCUGUUAGAUUCGCAAAUUAAUUCAGCAGGUUGUUCAAGUUAUUCCUGUUUAUAGGGUGUGAUGUACUUGCUCUGUUAGUUUGUUUUGACGCGGAAAGGCAUGGUUAUUGGGUGUAAAAACCACUGCUGUAUAUAAGGGUUUGUAUGGUGCUACUGUAGGGACACAAACCUUAGGUGCAGUAGCAUCAACAUUGCUAAGUAAGUGAGGCUAGUCAACUUUGGCGCCUUGAUUACGUUACUUCGUGGAUGAGACUGCCUCUAUACUUCUAAGUUCCCAGACGUGACUAUCAGCUGGGACGCUGGGUUUAUCCAUGCUGACAGAUAGCAGUGCCCUCAUGUUCUUGUAACAUAAUAAUAUAAUCUCCCCUGUCAAUAAAUCACCACCAGAUCUGGUGUCAAGUGGUUCCGGAGGUACAGAUAAAGGAUGACCCCUUUACUGACAAAUCCCCUCAAGCCCACAGGAAUUGCUGGGUGCAUUGAAAUAAAUUAAAUGUAACAUUUGAAGCUCUUCUUGUAGGCUAUGCUUGAAUGAAAUAUGACAGUUAACUAGUCUCAUCAAAGCCUUUUUAUAGAACAGUUUCAGUGACAUAUCUGUAAAUGGGAACUAUUUGCAAAUAAAAACAGUAAUUCCCAACAUGUAGCAUCGCUGAUGCCCUAUUCAGAGUAAAGUCAAUACUGAUAAAUAUAACUUAAAAUCAAUAACUGAACUCAAUAAUCAAUUACUUUGCUGCAGCAUCAUCAAAAUAACCAACUAGAGUUGUGUGCCAGCAGCUAGCAGGGGAGAAGAUAGCAGAGAGUGCCUUAGGACAAGUACACACUGAGGAAGAGGAUGACUCCUGAGAUCCAGGUGGUGGUACGUGCUACCCAAGCCUGGUUGCAGUCUUCCUGGCAUGUCCAGGUGCCCUUUGCCUGGUUGGAGGCCUGUGUAGAUUGGCUACAGGAAGAGGCAGGAGGAGCAGGUCAUCUGUCACAGCAGCAAAUCAACCAACAGGCGCUGGACCAGUGGCUGUUGACAGACUUGAGGGACCUGGACUACCCUGUUCUCCCUGAAGGACUCGCUCAAGCCCAGAAGACUGAGCUCAGGGGCACUUUCUGUGUCCAGGUUGACUCAUUACUGGAUAUCAGUCAGCCUGCGUAUGGUCAGCUGCAGAAGUGCCGGGGCACGGAUUGUGCCAAUGACGAGGUGUCUGCUGUCACACAGACCACACAGAGGCCCUGGGAAGCCAGACCAACCCGUAUGCUACUACUGCAGGUGACAGAUGGAGUCCAGAGCUUGGAGGCCAUGGAGUAUCAGCCUAUACCUGCACUGAGCUCAGCUCUUAGGCCUGGUGUGAAGCUGCAGUUGCAGGGGGAGAUGGUUUGCAGACUUGGGAUGCUGCUGUUGGGGCCGACUAACGUCAAGAUCCUGGGUGGUGAGGUGGAAGAUUUGGUGGACAGAAAUAACCAGGGCCGGGUGCUGUGUCGGACGCUGGGACUUCCUGAAGAGCAGCAGCAGCAGCACGAUGAGGAAGAGGCUCCACCAUCACACCAAGGUAACCAGGAGGACCUAAUGGAGGACCUGGAACUAGAUGACCAGGACUUGUUGGCCAGUCUGGAGGCCCAGGAAGAAGUGGAAAGGGCUCCGGUUCGGCCUGUUCGAGACAGCGGCUAUGGGACACUCAGUGAAAUCUCAACUCAGUCCUCGAGAAGCUCCUCUGUCAGGAGCGUCAUCUCAACUGCCUCAUCCAGAAGUGAAAACUCCAUCCGCUCAUACAGCAAUGGUUUGACCCAAAGCAGCAGAGGUGGUUCAGUCCAAGGUCAGCACCAUGAUAACGAACAAGAGGAGUCUGACCUUUUUGACCAAUUAUCGUCUGACCAUGUGAUUCAACAAGAGAGCACAGAUCACAUCAUGGCAGAUGAAGACUUUCCUGAUGAAGAUUUUGAUGAUCUUCCCCUGGAUGAGUUGGACAGUGUGAUUUUUCAGGAGAGCACAAAUGUCACCGCACAGUCUGAUAGUGGUCACAGAAGCACGCCACAGAAUAACAACAGAAUGAUGGGAAACAGUUUGGACAGAACAACAAAACCCCUAACUGGUCAGUUUAAGCAGCCAACUUUGACUGGCUCUGCGUCACGGCUUGGCUCUAGCAGCUCCAGAUUUACCUCGCAACACAGGGACAGUCCAAGCUCUACUAGAGGAGCUUCAGGACAUUUAGCUGUAGCGACUUCCAAACCCAUCUUUCCCUCAGCAGCUUCAGAGCCAACUAAUGAUGAGAAUGAUUUCAUGGAUGAAGAUAUGGACUGCUUUCUUGAAGAGGUGGAAACCUAUGGAGUGCAAACUAGAGAGCCAGAUGUUCAACAAGGACCUAGUAGAGACAGAGAGUGUGCUACCAACCAAACUUCAGGCUCCAGUUUUAAAGUUACCUGCAAAUCAUCAUCAAGAAAUGUAGCAGAUACAUUUUCAGUUAAGGUAGAGCCUGCAUUUGAAAGCUCACACAGCGUACCUCAGGGGCAAAAUCGCACCUCAAGCUCUGCAGAAUGUGAUAGAACAUCUGCAAAAAAUGACCCACAGGGUGACGGCACUCUCACUCUGACCUCUUCACCGUUUACAUACUUGUGUCUGCUAGAUGAGCUGAUCUCUAAACCGCAUCCUCACACCCUGGAGAUCCGUGUCAAAGCUUUCAUCGUGACUCUUUCGGGGAAACUGAGCAGCAGCAACGGUCUUUGGCGGGUCAGUGCUACAAUAUCUGACGGAACUGGUUAUCUGGACGUGGAGCUGUCGGAUGAGGUUUUGACAGGCCUGCUGGGUUUCUCUGUGGCGGAGAAGGGCGCUCUGAAGCGAGACCCCGCCAGGAGAUGUGAACUGGAUGCUGGAAUGAGGAGAUGUCAGGAAGAGCUGGUGGACAUGUGUUGUGUUAUGACUAUUGCGGUUGAACCAGAGGGGAGAAAGGCUGUGGUGACCAAGGCAGACCCUGUCAAUGAGAAAGUACUCCAGGAGCUGGAGCAGAGGGUGAGAGAACGAAAAAAAUAAACACAGAGAAGAGGUUGAGGGGAAGUGGGCUAUAAUGAGAAAAUUGCAGGAACCAGAGAAGUAUAUUGCCCUUAAGCACAGAUGAAAAAUUGCAAAUAGGACAAAUCUGAGGCAAAUAUAACAUUUCGCAUCGGCGGUGCCUUAAGAAUCACUCCCUUCAGUAAUGAAACUAAUGUAUUUUUGAGAUUGGUGAUCAACCUGCCCUUCUGCUUCAGAUUGAGAGAGCACAAUGUGUGAAUUGGGUGUCUGAUGAUCAGCAAGCAGCGUGUUGCAAUGCAUCCCAUCUGCUAUAUGUGAAUGUGACAUUCUGUCAUUUGUCAUGAGAGGAUUUCAUUCACCUAUUCAGAAAGCUAUUUUCUGCUUGAAAUGCACAACAUCAUUCCAAAGCAAAGCAAACAGAUAAAAGGGUGGAGAAGUUUAACUAUGCUUUAUCUUAAUGUUUGGAUUGAGUGGUCAGAAUAUUAGCUCAAAAAAAAUGCAGAGCUGAGCAUCUCAAAUUAUAAGGAACAUUUUAAAACUAUGUGAAGAAGAAGAGUAAGGUGUUUGAGAUGAGAGAAGGGAAUGGAGGGGAAAAAAAAGAAUUCAUAUUCUGAUUGUUGUAAUGAAUUGCCAGCCUUUGCAUUCAUUCUUGUACAUCCAUUACUUCUGACUGAAAAAUGGUUGAAUAUCCAAGGGCAGCGUGGGUCUUUAAUAAACUCCCCCAGAGUAAAAUGAGAGGAAAGGAAGAUAAAGGAGAGGGCAUGAGCUUCGAUUAUUUCUGUUCAUUAUUGUGCUCAUCUAUGUUUUUGUCUUUGAUGAAUACAUAUACCACAAAUUUGAUGGUCUGUCUGUAUUUUCUGUAUAUUGAAAUAAAAUUGUUUUGAAGGUUUUAUAAUUUCUUUUACACACUUUGACUAAUAAAACAUGCUUGAAGUAAGCGCUUGCUACUAAUUUUAGCUUUCCAUUUCUCCUCGUCAAAUGAGUGUCGUAUUCCUCAAGAUUAGAUGAAUAACCGGAGAAACAGACUGACGCUGCAGCAGAGCACUGUGUUUCAUUUGGCUUGUAAUAGUUUUAUUAAAUGCCCCUUUGGGAUAUGCACUGUUUAAGCACACAUAAUAGUAAUUAAAAGAAGCGCUGCAGCAUUGUAGCUCUGCACAGGGAAUCUCUCUUUAAGAUGAAACAUUUCAACAGUUUGUUCUACGCACAUUAAUUUGCGUCUUGUCUGCCAUCAUACAGUAUAAUUAGGUGGUAUUUUGGGUGAUAUGUAUUAAACCAGUCUCACAUA